UUCUCUGAGAGCAGGCGGCGAAGGGAGCUCUCAUCUACCUUUUAACUUUGAAAAUGGCUUUUAUGACUUUGUGUUUGGGGUAUGUCACGUUGUCGGGAUGCGAUUUCGUGUGAGCGGGAAGACAAAAGAGGAGGGAGGAGGGGAGACGGGCUAGACAGGCCUGCGGGGCGAAGUUCAGGAAGGGCCUCCGUCGCCGGUUCCCGUAGGAAUGCCUUGCCAGCACAGGCAUCUAGGCCACGGCUCCGGCCCCGGGAGCUGCACGGAUGCUGUGGCUUCUUACUACUUCACACGGACCCACCCAGGGUAAAUAGCUGUGUGAAAAGUGGUGAGCAUGUCCUGGAGGAGUUGGAAACAGAAGGGGAGAGGCAGCUGAAAAGCCUCCUUCAGCAUCAACUUGAUACCUCUGUCUCCAUUGAGGAAUGUGUGUCUAAGAAAGAGAGCUUUGCUCCUGGUACUAUGUACAAGCCCUUUGGGAAGGAAGCAGCUGGGACUAUGACUUUGUCCCAGUUCCAGACACUGCAUGAGAAGGACCAGGAAAUUGCUUCUCUUAGGGAACUGGGGCUCAAUGAAACAGAAAUCUUGAUCUGGAAGAGCCAUGUUUCAGGUGAAAAGAGGACAAGACUGAGGGCAACCCCGGAAGCAAUCCAGAACCGUCUUCAGGAUAUUGAAGAAAGGAUCUCGGAGCGUCAGCGCAUCCUCUGCCUACCACAGAGAUUUGCCAAGAGCAAACAGCUGACCCGGCGAGAAAUGGAAAUCGAAAAGUCUUUAUUUCAGGGAGCCGAUCGGCACUCCUUCCUCAAGGCUCUUUAUUACCAAGCAUACCACAAAAAGACAAGUGCAGACAAGUACAUGACCUCAAUGAAGAGGAAGAUAAAAUUAGGCACAAAAGGUUGUGUUGGUAGGCUUUGUAGAACUUCCCUAUCUCUUUGUCUUGAUCUAGAUGAACCCCAAAAGAAGAACAAAGGUGAUCCCAUGAACAACCUGGAAAGUUUUUACCAAGAGAUGAUAAUGAAAAAACGUCUUGAAGAGUUCCAACUUAUGAGAGGUGAACCCUUUGCUUCCCACUCACUGGUCUCAGCUACAUCAGUGGGCGAUAGUGGCACAGCUGAGAACCCGUCAUUACUCCAGGACAAGGGAAAACAGGCAGCACAGGGUAAAGGUCCCAGUCUCCAUGUGGCAAAAGUUAUUGAUAAUUCACCUGAGCAGUGUUGGACUGGGCCUAAGAAGCUGACGCAGCCAAUAGAAUUUGUCCCAGAAGAUGAGAUCCAGAGAAAUCGUUUGUCAGAGGAAGAGAUCCGAAAAAUUCCUAUGUUUUCUUCAUAUAAUCCAGGGGAGCCAAACAAGGUGUUAUACUUGAAGAACCUUAGCCCUCGGGUGACCGAAAGAGAUCUUGUCUCACUGUUCGCUCGGUUCCAGGAGAAAAAAGGACCACCAAUUCAAUUCCGAAUGAUGACUGGACGAAUGAGGGGGCAGGCUUUUAUCACCUUUCCCAGUAAGGAGAUAGCAAGGCAAGCAUUAUAUCUAGUAAAUGGAUAUAAACUACGUGGGAAAAUAUUGGUGAUAGAAUUUGGAAAGAACAAAAAGCAACGGUCAAAUCUCCAGGCUGCUUCUCUCAUAUCAUCUGCUACAGAUAACAUGACAGAAAUCAGUGGUAGCUAAAAGAUAUAUAGAUGGUGAGUCCCAGGAGGUCUUCCUUGCAUCAGAAUCUUGGAUCUAGAAUUUGUGUAUAGAUAGAGUUUGGAUUUGAAGAAGAGAAACUGAGGGAGAGAAAAAUUAAGAUAAUCCCUCUCAGUUUCAGGAUGAAUUGGUAGAAAACACUUUUUAUAAUCAAAGACUAUAUAGGACAGACAUGCCAAGUAUGAAGUAUACGAUACAAAAAGUAUCAUUUUCUCAGGAUAAAUUACAAAUGAUUAUUUCUAAGGAUUUUUUUUAAAUCUUUAUGAUUUAUCUGGGGUCUUCAGUAUUUGUCCAUAAAUAUAACAUUCUUUCCAAGAUCUCCUCCUAUAUGCAGAACCAAAAAACUAAUUAAAUGUUGAAGUACUUAUUUACUAGGGCUCCCUAUUAUCCCUAAUUAUAACCACCUAGUAAAUAAAGGACUAAGACCCCAGGCCUAAACAUCAACAAAUGCUGUUGAGUGGGAACUAUCAGCAGUGACAAUAUGUAUUUUCAUAAAUCAGUCCACAUAUUUAAUGAAUGCUUCCCCAUAAAGUUAUCAGUGUCUUCAAAAAGCUAUAUAUUUUUCUAAUGAAAUCAUUUAGAUCAAAAUAUUGAUGUUCUCAUAGUCAUUUAAGCUAGCUACCAUUGAGUAAUCAUUGAAUUCAAAGCAAUAAACAUUGAAUGACUAUUUAAUAUAUGUUACAUAUUAGGUAUAUGAAUUUACCAUUAGGUAUAUGAAUUUACCCUAAAGGAGGAUGGGAAGAAAGCAGUCUCUAGAAGAGAGCCACCCAUUCCCAAAUCCCUCAGUUGUGUGCUUGUAGUUGCUGGCGAAUAGCAAGAAAAUAUGAUAUAGAGGAUGUAGUACAAACUUUGGAAUCAGACCUGUGUUUGAACUUCACAGCCACACUUAUCACUUCAUGACCUUGGCAAGUCACUUUAUCUGAGCCUCAGUUUUCUCAUCUAUUAAAUGAGGAUAAUAAUAUUACUUACCUCACCGGGUUAUAAGUAUUAAGUGAGAUGAUAUUAUUUUGGCUGAAGAACAGGAAGAAAAAAAAAAUGAAGGUUGAACAGAGAGUAGGACCAUUAAUCACUCCAACAUACUUGUAAUGAAAGGACCAGAAAAAGAGAAGAGAAAGAAGCAGAGAAAAUAUUCCAAUAAAUAAUGGAUAUAAAUGUCCCAAAUUUGAUGAGAAGCAUUACCUACACAUCCAAGAAUUUCAACACACCCCACGUAGGAUAAAGAAGAAGUCCACAGACACAUCAUAAUAAAAAUGCUAACAGUCAAAGACGAAGAGAAACUCUUGAAAGUAACAGGAGAAAAAUGAAUCAUUACUUACAAGAGAACACCAAUCAGAUUAACAGCUGACUUCCCAUCAGAAACAAUGGAGGUGGCAGUGGAAUAACUUAUUCAAAGUGCUCAGAGAAACCAACUGUCAUAGAACCCUGUAUCCAAUAGAGCUGUGUUUUAAAGAAUGAAGAUAAAAUGUAAGUCUUCCCACAUAUCAUAAGCUGUUGUUGCUGGCAGACCUGACUUCACAGGAAAUACUAAAGGAAGAUCUUCAGGUGGAAAGCAUUGACCUCAGAUAAUAAUUUAAAUCUACCCAUAUAGAAAAGUAGCAUGGCUAAAGGUAAUUACAUGAGAUAGUCUAAAUGCAUUUUUCUUCUCUUACUUGAUUGAAAAAGUAAUUUUGUAAAACAAUAUGUACAUAGUUGCAGUGUUGGGUUUAUAACAUAUAAAACUGCAAUAUAUUUGCCAAUAACAGGCCAUAGGAGGUGGGUGAGGCAAAGCUGUAUUGGACUAUAGAAAUGGCUCCAGAUGGUAACUCAGAUUUACAGGAGCAAGUGAAGAGAAAAAGAAAUGGGAAUUAAGAAAGUAAAUAUAAAAAAGCAUCAAAUAUUUAUUUGCUCUUCUUUCUUCUCUGAGCUUCUUUAAAAGACAUAAAAUUGUAUCAGUAAUAAUUAUAACAGUAUAUUGGGUUAAUAAUGUGUAGAAAUAAUAUGUAUAAUAAUAAUAGUACAAAAAAGUGGGGGAAAGAAAUAGGUUCAUAUAGGAAUAAGGUGUUUAUAUCAUUGGAGUUAAGUUUCUGUAUAUCUGAAGUCAAUUCAGUUAAGAUUUGUAUGGUAAACCCUAGAGCAACCACUACGAAACUACCUGAAAAUAUGUAGUAAAAAUAUUAUUAAAGAAGUUUCAACCUUUCAUUAGAAAAUAUUCAAUGCAAAAGGAUGAAUAGAGGAACAAAGACAAAAAAAAAAAAAAAAACCCAGAGACACAUAGGAAACAAAUAGUAAAAUGGCAGUCUUAAGUCCACCUAUAUUAAUAGUAACAAUAAAUAUGAAUGGAUUAAACAAUCCAGUCAAAGAGAAUGUUAGACUGGAAAAACAAGCAAGAUUUACCUCUAGGCUAUUUGUUGAAGUCACACUUCAUAUUCAGAGAUACAAACGAGGCACCUGGGUGGCUCAGCUGUUAAGUGUCUGCCUUUGGCUCAGGUCAUGAUCCUAGGGUUUUGGCAUUGAGCCCCACAUCAGGCUCCCUGCUCAGCAGGAAGCCUGCUUCUCCCUCUCCCACUCCCCCUACCGGUGUUCCCCCUCUUGCUAUCUCUUUCUCUGUCAAAUAAAUAAAUAAAUAAAAUCUUUUAAAAAAAGAUAAAAACAGAUUGAAGGUAAAAGGAUAGAAAGAAGUAUCAGAUGGCAACUGUAAGCAAGCUGGAGCAGCUGUACUAAUAUGUAAUAGACUUUAAAACAAAAAAUGUCAUUAGACGUAAAGAGUGACAUCUUACAAUGAUAAGAGAGACAGCCCAUCAGAAAGAGCAAAAUUACAUAUGCAGUAGCAACAGAGUGCCAAAAUACACGAGUCAAAAACUGAUAUAAAUGAAGGGAGAAAUCCACAAGUCUACAAUAAGAGUUGGGGUAUUCAGUAUCCCAUUUUCAAUAAUAGAACAAUUAGAUAAUAAGGAAAUAGAAGACCUGAACAGUACCAUAAUGAGCUAGACCUUAAAGUGAUCUAUAAAACACUAUACCUAACAUGAACAGAGUGCACAUUCUUCUCAAGGGCAUAUGAAAUACCUCUAGAAUAGAUCAUAUCAUAGACCAUAAAACAAACCUCAGUAAAUUUAAUUUAAUGCAGAGUAUGUUUCUGACUCCAUGGAAUGGAAUUAGAAAUCAAUAACAGAAAGUUGAGGAACUCAGAAACAUGAAUUGGACAUACUUUCAAAUGACCAAUGGGUCAAAUAAAAAAAUCACAAGGAAAAUUGGGAAAUCCCUUGAGAUGAAUGAAAAUGAAGACAUGACAUACCAAACAUGGGAUGCAACUAAAGUAAUGCUUGGGGGAAAAUUUAUAAAUACUAAUACUAAUGCCUAUAUUUAAUAAGAAGAAUAAUCACAUAUCGAUAAUCUCAUUUUAUGCCUAAGACACUGGGAAAAGAGCAGACUAAAUUUAGAGUAAGCAGAAGGAAGAAAAUUUAAAAAAAGAUCAGAUAAAUAAAUGACAGAGAAUAUAAAAACAGUAGAGAAUGUCAAUGGAUCUAAUAGUUGGUUCUAUAAAAGAAGAUUAACAAAAGUGACAAACAUUUUGUUAGAUUAACCAGGGAGAAAAGAAGACUGAAAUUACUGGAAUCAGAAGUGAAGGAGGGAACGUUACUACCAACCUUCUAGAAAUAAAAAAUAUUAUGAAGGGACCCUAUGAACAAGUAUAUAAUAAUAAAUAACUUAGAUGAAAUGGAAAAUUUCCUCAAAACACAAAACUACUGGAACCAAUAGAAAAUAAAACCUGAAAAUAUGUAUAGCAAAGAGAUUUAUUAAUAACUCUUAAAAAUACCCACAAGAAAAAACCUAGGCUCAAAUGGCUUCUCAGAUAAAUUCUAGCAAACAUUAAAAAAGAAUUAAUACAAAUUCUUUGCAUUCUCUUUCAAAAAAGUGUUCAUAUUCUAAUUUAUGCUACAAACAUGAAGAACCCUGAAAGCAUGCUAAAUGAAAGAAGCCAGUCACAAAAGACUAUAUGUGAUUCCAUUUAUAUGAAGUGACUAGAAUUGGUAAAUAUGUAAAGACAGAGAGUGGAUUAGUGGUUGCUCAGGGCUGGUGGUGAUAGCUGAAUUGUAUGAGGUUUCUUUAGAGGUUGAUUAAAAUGUUCUGAAAUUGAUUGUGGUGAAAAUUGUACAACUCUAUGAAUAUAUUAUAAAUAAUGAAUUGUAUACAUUAAAUAGGUGAUUUUUUAAUGAAUUAUAUCUCAAAGUCACGAAAAAAAGGAAUUGGAUAAAACCCAACUGUCCAUCAAUAGGAAAAUGAAUAAAUAAAUCAUGACACAUUCAUUUAGUGGAAUACUAUGCAUCCAUUAAAAUAAUGGGAUAUAUCUGUGAAUACAUUCUGAUCUGAAUGAUAUGCAGAAUUUUGUAUUAAUUUAAAAAGCAAGAAAUGGUAUAAUGUGAAUGAAUUUUGUAAACAAAAGCAUUUGUAUAUGUACGAUACAUGUGUAUAUAGGUAUUUCUGAAUAAAUGUAGGAAAAGCGGGGAAAUAUACAUACCAAAUUGUAAACCUUUUAGAAGUGAGAUUAGAUAGACUGAAAGGGGACUUUUUGCUUUAUAAAAUUUUUAAAGUGGUAUGAUUUGGGGCAAUUUUUACUUUUUUUCAGGUUUUUUUUAAUUAAAAUUUUUUUUUUUACUACUCUACAAAUCACUUGGCUUCCAGAAUACUUGUCAAGCCUGCUCUGAGGAUAUCAUCUAACUAUACUCAGGACAAACUCCUAUUCCUUUGAUACAGUGCUCACUUAGGAUUAACUCUUCAAUUUUAAAUACAGUGUAAAAGGAAGAAGUUAAGUUAUCCUGAUACAACCUCUUGCACAUGUUACCCAGGGACAUACUUCUAAGCUGGACUUUUCAGAACAAACUUAGUUCUGUUGAGUGGAAUAUCUCGUCUCCACCCUUUGCUAGACCUGCAGAUCACUAACAAUAGAGGAAAAUAACAAUGGAGGAUGUCCCUCAACUGGUGCAUAAACAAACUGUGGUAUAUCCAUAAAACAGCAUCCUACUCAGCAAUAAAAACUAUGAUGAACUGUGAUACAUACAACAACUUGGAUGAAUCUCAAAUACAUUUUGCUAAGUAAAAGAAGCCAAACUCAAAAGGCUACUUGCAGUUUGAUUCCAUUUAUGUGAUAUUCUGGAAAAGGCAAAACUAUAGGAACAGAGAACAAAUCAGUGGAUGUCAGGGGUUAAAAAUGGCAGACUGAUUACAAAAUGGUAGCACAGGGAAUUUGCUUUAAUAAUGGAAAGUUUCUGUAUCUUGAUUAUAGUUACUUAAGUGUAUGCAUUUGUCAAAACUAGAAUUAUAUGCCAGAAAGGAUGAAUUUUACUAUAUGUGAAUUUUUAAAUAAAUGUAAUUUUUAAUUGAGAGAAGUCAUAAA
This is a messenger RNA of Mustela lutreola (European mink), 7048 nucleotides long. RefSeq names its product RNA binding motif protein 41 (gene RBM41). The transcript has 8 exons. Gene Ontology annotation, cellular component: U12-type spliceosomal complex. Gene Ontology annotation, biological process: mRNA splicing, via spliceosome. The record is from RefSeq and is a predicted model, not a curated record. Bases 82 to 1659 code for a protein of 525 amino acids. Lineage: Eukaryota; Metazoa; Chordata; Mammalia; Carnivora; Mustelidae. Gene Ontology annotation, molecular function: U12 snRNA binding; pre-mRNA intronic binding.